Fomitopsis serialis is the source of this 660-nucleotide messenger RNA. Its product is annotated as pyrazinamidase/nicotinamidase. The record is from RefSeq and is a predicted model, not a curated record. The transcript is spliced from 3 exons. Lineage: Eukaryota; Fungi; Basidiomycota; Agaricomycetes; Polyporales; Fomitopsidaceae. The coding region runs from base 1 to 660 and encodes 219 amino acids.
AUGUCCGCGACUGCCUUUCGUCCUGCGCUCCUCAUCGUGGACGUCCAAGAGGACUUUUGCCCACGCAACGGUGCUCUCGCUGUUCCCGACGGGCGGGCGGUCGUCCCCGACCACCACCCGCCGAACCACGUCAGCUUCGCGUCGAACCACGGGCCCGACGCGGAGCCGUACACGUCCGUCACCACGAUCACGAACCCCGCGAACGCGCGCGAGACGUACGAGACGCAGCUGUGGCCGGACCACUGUGUCGCGGGCACGCCGGGGAACGCGCUCGUGCGCGAGCUCGCCGCGGACAGGCUCGACCGCGUCGUGCUGAAGGGCACGGAUCCGCGCGUGGAGAUGUACUCUGCGUUCCGGAGCCCGCUGCGCGACCCGCCGCUCGCGUCGGCGGUGAGCGAGCUGGCGGAUCUGCUGAGGGGGCAUGAGGUGACGGAGGUGUUUGUCACGGGGCUGGCGGGGGACUACUGCGUGUUCCAUAGUGCGAUGGACUGUGCGGAGGAGGGGUGGAAGACGUAUGUGGUUGAGGAGGCGACGAGGAGCGUUGGCGGGCAGGAGGGCUGGGAGAAGGCUGCUGCGCAGUUGAAGGAGAAGGGGGUGGGCAUCGUGCGGGCGGAUGGAGAGGAGGUUGGUCGCGUGCGUGAGCUGUCGGGCAACGCGUGA